This is a messenger RNA of Fraxinus pennsylvanica, 1977 nucleotides long. The record is from the annotation of a GenBank genome assembly. NCBI's taxonomy places the organism in Eukaryota, Viridiplantae, Streptophyta, Magnoliopsida, Lamiales, Oleaceae.
AUGGAGAAGCUGAAGGAAUCGUGGCGUGUAAUUGUAAUUGGGUUUGUGCUGAGCAUGUGGGGUGUCAAUGGUCAUGAAUUUGAUGAAUUUUUUAGCAAUAAAAGUGAAGUGUCAUUCGUGGAGUCCAUCUAUGGAGCUUCAGCUGCAUCUGUUCCUCCAAAUGCUCUUAUAGUGGGUCUCACUCUUGUUCAAGGAGCUGCUGCCAAAGGCGCUGUGUGUUUGGACGGAACAUUACCUGGCUAUCACUUGCAUCCUGGGUACGGGGAAGGAGCAAACAGUUGGCUCAUUCAAUUGGAGGGUGGAGGGUGGUGUAACAACAUCAAAAAUUGUGUUUACCGAAAAGGAACACAUCGUGGGUCGUCUACCCUUUUUGAAAAGAAGAUUCCAUUCACUGGAAUACUAAGCAACAAGGCUGAAGAAAAUCCAGAUUUUUUUAACUGGAAUAGAGUGAAGAUACGGUAUUGUGAUGGGGCCUCCUUCGCUGGAGACAGUGAAGAUAAGGCUACAGGACUGCAGUUCAGAGGACAACGUAUAUGGCUAGCAGCAAUUGAAGACCUAAUGUCAAAAGGAAUGCACAAUGCAGACCAUGCCCUUCUUUCUGGUUGCUCUGCUGGUGGUCUAGCCUCAAUAUUACAUUGUGAUGAGUUCCGAAGUUUCUUUCCUGAAAGCACCAAAGUGAAGUGUCUGAGUGAUGCUGGAUUAUUUAUUGACGCUGUUGACGUAUCAGGUGGACGUACACUUCGAGAUCUUUUUGGCGGUGUAGUUAGCUUGCAGGGUGUUAAAAAAAACCUGCCAAGCACUUGUACCGACCACCUAGAUCCAACUUCGUGCUUCUUUCCUCAGAAUUUAAUUGCCAACAUUAAAACCCCGAUGUUCAUCCUCAAUGCUGCCUAUGAUUCUUGGCAGUUACAGGAGAGCUUGGCUUCUCCUGCAGCUGAUCCUCAGGGUACUUGGCAUGACUGCAAAUUGAACCAUGCACGAUGUUCAACAUCACAGAUCCAAUUUCUGCAAGGUUUUAGAAAUGAUAUGCUGAAUGCAGUAAAAGGCUUUGCAACAUCUCGACAAAAUGGUUUAUUCUUAAAUUCAUGUUUUGCACAUUGCCAGUCAGAGAGACAAGAUACAUGGUUCGCAGACGAUUCCCCAGUUAUAAGUAACAAGGCCGUGGCUAUUGCUGUUGGGGAUUGGUACUUCGAUCGAGCAAAUAUCAAGGCCAUAGAUUGUCCAUAUCCAUGUGACAAAACUUGUCACAACCUGGUUUUUAACUCUUAUUGGGGCCAAAUUUGUGUGACGGGGGAUGUGACGCAGCUACCAAAGUGGUUUGCCAUAGUGGUGGUGAUAUGCAUCUGCAUCUACGUUGCUGCUUUCGCGUGGUCUUGGGGGCCUUUGGGAUGGCUCUACCCAAGUGUUCCUUGCGAUGCUAUCACAAUGAAGUUUGGUCUUUUCAUCUUCUUUGCGUUCUUUGUGGUGUUGAUGACCAACUUUUGCUACUUCUUCAUGCCUGAGACGAAGAACAUUCCCAUUGAAGAAAUGACACAAAUCUGGAGAGACCAUUGGUUCUGGAAAAGAUUUAUGGACGAUCCUAAUGAUCCUAUCAACGCAGCAAUCAAGAUGACUAAGAUGGAACAGAUUACUGUUGCAGCUCUUAUUGGCGACAAAUUUGGUGUGACGGGGGAUGUGACGCAGCUACCAAAGUGGUUUGCCAUAGUGGUGGUGAUAUGCAUCUGCAUCUACGUUGCUGUGGCUCAGGUGUUCCUUGCGAUGCUGUGCACGAUAAAGUUUGGUCUUUUCAUCUUCUUUGCAUUCUUUGUGGUGUUGAUGACCAUUCUUUGCUACUUCUUCAUGCCUGAGACGAAGAACAUUCCUAUUGAAGAAAUGACACAAAUCUGGAGAGACCAUUGGUUCUGGAAAAGAUUUAUAGACGAUCCUAAUGAUCCUAUCAACGCAGCAAUCAAGAUGACUAAGAUGGAACAAGUCUAA